AUGGAGGAUUUGCAUGGCGGAAGGACACGUCCUGCGGCCGGCCCACUAGGUAGGAGGGUCUUCCCUUUUCAAGUGGCUGUCAGUGCCAGCACUCUAAGGCGCCGCCUGUGCGCAAGCACAGCUUUCCCCCAGCGGCUUGGAGCUGCGCUGACAGAGCUGACGAUUGUCAUUUUUGUUUACUUGUUAAUUACAUACAAGAAUAAUUUACCAAAACUUCAAGCUUUGUGGAAAAUCUCCAGGAGGAACAAUAAUUCAACAGUUUCUAAUUUAGGAUUAAACUCUGUGAAUGCUGAGGAGGAACAAAAGAACUUUGUUGAACUGCUGCCUCCAGAAAUUGCCUUUAAAAUUUUCAGUCAGCUAGACAUUCAGAGUUUGUGCAGGGCUUCAGUGACAUGCUGGAGCUGGAAUUACGCAAUAAGAAACAGUGACUUCUUAUGGAAAUCUCACUGCUUAGUUGUAAAAGCUGUGUGCCCAAACGAAAUAAAUGACGAUGAAAGAAGUGGUUAUUCCUGGAGGGAAAUAUUACUGAGGAAUUACCAGAAUUACCAGAGGAAUAAAGUGAAACUCGAAUGGCUAAGUGGCAGAUACAGCAAUAUACGUUCUCCCACUACUUUACUAAAAAAAAAUAUGUACCCAAUGGAUGUAGAUACCUGGGGAGAAAUUUUAGAAGCCGAACUGGAAAGACAAGCAGAAAAACACCAACAAUAACUGUGAGAGUUUAAAACUCAAAUGAUUCUGAGGUUACAAAAUGUAUAUCUUUUUUCUUUUUCUUUUCUUCUUUUUUUUUUUUUUUUUUUGCUGUUCACCUUCCUCGUAUUUAACAUUUAAAAGAAAAUGAAAUAGGAAAUAUUAUAAAAGUAAAACUUUAUUUUUAUAUAGGUCAUGAAGUACGCAACGUCCAAUUUCAAGUCAAAGGUGUAGUUUAAUAUAUUUCAAGCAAGAAGCCGUAUAAUUAAUCAAAGUAUGUGCCUAAACUGUCGACACAGUUUUGUUGUCUUAACGGUAGUUUGUUUAUGCCAACAGCGAAGAAGCAGCGUGGAAUACAAAUGGUGAGAAAAUUGUAAAAAUCAUUUUCUACAGAUCGUUGAGAAUUAAAUGUUUUUCCUUGCAAGAAAUGGUCCAAAGCCUGGAAGAAGUGGCAGAAAGUUUCCAAGAUCAGCUUCUGUAGUUCAAGCAGCUUUGGUUGAGUGUUGUUUUUUGCAAGAGGAUUGGCCUAUUUUCUAAUCACAAACAUCUUCAUCGUUUCAUCCAGUUGGUUGCAGUAGACAUCUGCUUUUAUCAGUUGACUACAUUUUAUGAAGAUGUAGGGAUACCAGCACUGAACCACAAACCACCGUUAGCUUUUUUGAUGAUUAUUUGGUUUGAGGCUGUGUUUCAGCACUUCAUCUUAAUCCAGCCAUUGUGCCAAAUGAUUGAGAUUGUCAAAAAGAAUCCAUUUUUUAUCACAUGUAGCAAUACAGUGUGGAAAUGGUUUGUUUUUACGAUAUCUGACAGUUAAGUUUGUGAACUUGCUACUAUAUGUUUACUUUGGCAGCACUGUACAAAUGACAUGGUAAGGUUUCAUAACCUUGGUAUAUCAUUGUGUUCAUGUCAAUGUGUGCUGGGCCUUGCUCAGAGGCGUUCAGUAUUGCGUAUUUUUAUUGGCCAUUAUGAGAAUGUCAGAACUUGAAUUAGAGCAACAAACAUUAAGUUUCUUAUUAAAUGUGGCAAGAGUAGAAAUGAAAUCAGGCACAUGUUACUCCAAGUUUAUAGGGAUAAUGCCAUAAAGAAAAUGGCAGUGUAUUAAUGUAUUAAACGUUUCUCUGAGGGGAGAGAAAGCAUCACUGGUAAAGAGAGGUCAGAGUGGCCAGUAAGGAUAACUGAUGAAAACAUUACAAAAGUUCAUCAGGUUGUGAGUCAAAAUUGUUGGCUGACUGUGAGAAACAUAACAGACCAAUAAACAUUGAUAGAGAAACAGGAAAAUCUUAACUGAAAAUCUUGGCAUGAGAAAGGUGUGACUCUUGCAUCACGACAAGGCACCAGCUCACACAGCGCUGUCUAUGGGGUAGUUUUUAGCCAGUAAACAAAUAACUGUAUUGGAACACCCUCUCUACUCACUUGAUGUGGCCCCCCCAUAACUUUUUUAUUUACCUGAAGAUAAAGGAAAUAUUGCAAGGAAGACGUUUGAUGACAUUCAGGACAUCAAGCGUAAUACAACAACAGCUCUGAUAGCCAUUCCAGAAAAAGAGUUCCAAAAUUGGGACUAGGGUGGAUUAGGCACUGGCAUUGGUGCAUAGCUUCCCAAGAGACAUACUUUGAAGGUGACUGCAGUCAUACGUCAUACUCAGCAAUGACUCAUGUAGCACUUUUUCUAGGAUGAGUUCGUGAACUUAAUUGUUAGACUUUGCAUGUCAUGACAGCAAAGAAAGGCAAUCUUCGAUAUGAUUAAUCUUCUGAUGCUUAUGCGGAAUUCAUCUGUCCAGCUUCUUUAUCUUGUCGUUUUGUUUCAAAUGGUCCAAUAGUAUUGGAAUAGUAACGUCAAACUUUGCUGCUAAUUCACAUGUAGGUUGAGAUGGAUUUGUUCCCGACAGUUUUAAGCUCUUCAUUAUCCACCUUGGUCUCAGGUGUCCACUUGGCUCAUUAUCAAGAUUAAAAUCACCAGAACAAAACUUUUCAAACCAUCAACGUACCCUAUGUUCCUUAGCUGCUUCCUUCCCAAACACUUUGUUGAUGUUUCCGGCUGUCUCCUCUGCACUGGUUCCAUGACGAAACUCCAAUUUGAAAAUAAUGCCGAUUUUUGACUUAACUAUGGUUUCACAAAAAUUGCUCUAAAAAACUUGAAAAAGAAUCACAAGCCAAAAUGUGCAUUUCAAAGACUGAAGAUGUACCGUCACAAUAAAAAUAAAACAAGAAGUGCCAAAGGGAAAUGUUAUAGAAAUGUCAACUGUCAAACUCAGCACUUUAAAGAAAUUGGACAUUUCAUACUUAAUAACCUAAUAUUUUUGCACUUGAGUAAAAUAUAUUUUUCUGGUUUUUCUAUAAUAUGGAAAAAUAAUGAAAUGCUAUAUUUAUAAGAAAUAAUGUAUUGAUAGAAUAUCAGAAUGUGCAUUUGUGUUAGUAUAUCACAUUACUUUAAAUGAUGAAUUUUAUUGGUAAUUUCAGCUUAAUGAUCAAGUGGCUUAAAAAUGGAUUAGCCAACUCAGGAACACUAGUAAAAUGAAAUUAAUAGCAAUGAGUUUAACUAAAUAACAAAUUUGCAUUUCAGUAACUUUAAAAUUUACAUUUUAUUACAUCAGAUUGUAUUGUCAGAUAGUGACACUAUUUUAAAAAUGUGUGGCUUAGUUUAAAAUUAAUGUGAUUUAAGGGCCAAAAUGUGUCAGAUUAACAUUCCCGUUACUUUCCUACAAACCUGGGAUUGCUCUCAGGAUAUGGAAAGUUUCCAGAACUCUGAUCUACCAUCAGAACUGCUCACACUACUCAGCUUGGUAAGUCUUUCUGACAGCCUUGUAGCACAUCUAGCGUACUGUUCACACAUACCAACACCAACAUGGUCAACUCCUUCUUUUACCCCCAUAUUUAAAAGAAAGAAGAAUAUUCUAGAGAACCCUUAAAAUUUGACUUUGUUAAGGUUUAUAACAUUUUAGGAAACUUUAUGUCAACUUUUGCUUCUCUUUUUCAUAAAAGUAGAUGAUAUAGUACUCACCAUAUUAGAUUAUUUUCUCUGAAUCUGUAGUCAACACCAUCGUAAAAAGUGUCUAUAAAAUUUUUUCUUCUUGAGUUCCCUUCUAUACCAUGAAAAAUAAGAAUCCAAUAAAUCGGUAUUUAACAAAUAGAUAAAUAUCAGAAAGACGCCCCACUGUAUACAAAUUUCCUUUGUUAGAUCAGGCAGUUGAUAAUUGGUUGUCUCCCAUAUUUUCUUAGAGUUGAAAGAGGCCUUGAAAAUCAGGCAGUCCAGUCUCCAGAACUAUUUGGUAAUUUCUUCUGUAGAAACACUGAGAGCCAGCUCAAGCUCAAAUGCCAUGUUUCUAGUGACAGGAUCUCUGUUACAUCAUAAAAGACUCCUAUUUAUUGUAUUCUAUGAUUGUUCCAAUCAUUAGAAAUUAUUCCUCAUUAAACUGAAGGCCACCUCUCUGUAGCAUUUGCCUACCAGGCCUGAGUCCACCAUCUAGAACUAGACUAACUCAAUUCUCUAUGAUUGCCAUUCGAAGCUUUUAAGUCUGUUAAUCUGUCUCUUUCCACAUCUCGCCAAUUCCUCUGCUGAUCAUAGAAUAUUAUUCCUAGAUGCAACAACAUUCUCUUCUGUCCAUGCCCUCUUAAUAAAAAAAAGGUAUCCUACUAAUUUUAUUUCAUAAGAAAUGAGAUGAAAACACUUUGAAAUUUUGAAAGUGAGAGGAAAAGUAAAGCUAUAGGCAUUUUACUGACUAGCAUCUAUGUACUGAAAGGAUAGCAUUAUGCAUCAACUAUCUAACAGAAAAAAAAAUAAAUAGAAAAAAGAAAGAUCACAGUGCACAACUGCCCCCUUUGUUUGAUUAAUCAUUUGUGGCUUAAUGAUUUUUUUUUCUUUUUUUGCAAUUUUUGGCCAGGGCUGGGUUUGAACCCGCCACCUCUGCCAUAUGGGGCUGGCACCCUACUCCUUUGAGCCACAGGCACCACCCUGGCUUAACUUGUCUUUUAAGAUUAACCACCUGUGGCUUAACUUGUUGCCUUUGAAAGUUUGUUUUAACAGUUCUUGAAGAGUUCCCAGGCAGACAGCAGAGGUACACGGGAGCUCCCACAUCCAUCACACCACAUUCUAAGGAGACUGAUAAGCCAGCCUCACAGAGAAGAGAAAACAAACAAACACAGCCACUUCACAACUGCCUUCUGCUAUCAGCUGGCAGCAAUAAUUAUUUUUUUUUCUUUCUCUUUAUUCCAAUUAGAAACCCCAAACUCCUUACCCUCAAUGCCAGCACUUCUUUCUUUCUCUCCUUCCCUCCCUUGGGAAGUAAAAUAAACUUUUUCUCCAAACAUACUCUAUUCUUUGUGUCAAGAUUUCUGUCUCAUCCUGCACUAUAGGUUUCCACCCUAAUAUGUACAAUCGUGUUAUCUGCUUUUUUAAUGGAUGUGGAUUAUCUUUGUUUAAUCCCCUUGAUGUCUAUUAAACUUCAUCUGUUAAGAGAAUUGUCCUAAUUAGAGAGAAUUUUCCCUCCUCAUUUCUUCCCCAUGUGGGCUUUUUACGUUAUCUCCUCUUUCCCAGCCUCUGUGUUAAAUCUAGGGAUGGGAACAUGACCCAAACCAUCCUCUUUCCUCUUUGGGCAGAAAACUGUUUCUUGCCCACACAGAAAAAACAAGUCCUCAGUAAGAGGAUGUGGAAAAAAACAAUUGCAGAGAGAGGCCUGAUUGUAUUCAAGACGCUGGCCCCAGCCAUUCCCAGUCUGCUCACCUAAACUAAUUCAAACUUGAGUUUCAGUCUCUCACUGGGAACCCUACCUGAUAUGGUUUUCUUUGCCUAUUUUUCCAGUACAUGGUAUCUGUGGUUUACAUUAAUAUCCUUGUUUUUAAAAUAUAAUACCUUGCUUUAUCCUUAGGACUACAAGUUUUAUGUCCUCCUGAAGAUAGGUCCUUGCUUCCGACUUCCUGCUCAUUCAUUUCUCAAGCCGUUAUAAUCUAACCAUCAUUCCACAUGAUUGAAACUGUUGUUAUCCAGAUUACAAGUGACUUAAUUGCUAAGUCUGUUGGAUACAUUUUAGUUGUUAAUAUAUUUGACACACAUAAACACUCAGUACUUCUUGUAACUCUUUAAUUUGCUGCGUUUGUUGGCAUUUCCCCAGGUUCCGACUGUUGUCCUCUCCUCUUUUUCUGUUCUAAACAUCAUUGAUGACACCACUACUCACUUCUCUGUCCACUACCGUCAUUGGUGCUGAUGACACCCAUGUCCAUGUCUCACGGUCACAUCUCCCCAUUGUGCUCCAGAAUUACAUAUGCCACUGUCAGUUGAAUUUUUAACUAAAUCAUGAAUUCCUGAAUUGCAACUCAUCAUCUCAUAAAACUAGUUCUUCUUCCCCAGUUCCCCAUUUCAGUGAAUGACCAGAGGAGCUGGUCACCAUUUUUUACUUUUCUCCUUCAUCCUCUGUAUGCAAUCAAAAGUCAAUUCUUACCAAUUUUGUCAUCCAAAUAUGUAAAUAAUCUAACCUUCCUUUAUCUUUCCUCUGCUUCAUUGCUUAAUUCUAGUCUUUAUUUAAAUCUGGGAUUAUUACAAUAAUCUCUUAACUAGUGUUCCUGCCUUCAGUUACUUCCUCUGACUUUCAUCAGUGUAAUCUUCCUAAAAUCUCCAAAUUAGGAUUUUCCCCCCUACCUUAAACUUCUUGCUGCGUUCAUGCAGAAUGUAGAAAUUAUAGUUCUCUAGGGAAGCAUGUAGGUCCUUUAAUGAUGUGGUCUUCAUACCUUUCUAGCCUCUUUUUUCGCAACUGUACUAUGCUAUAACUUUCAGUUCUGUCAUACCAAACUAUUUUCAGUUUCUUGAACAUAAAAAUUUUCUCACUCCUCUGCCUUUGCACAGGGUUUUCCACAUAGCUGGGAUGUUCUUCUUUUGCCCAGCAUUAACUUUUUUCCUUGGCAAUAUCUUUUGUAAAACUCAUCAUCUUGGCCUGGAAACUAUCCCUAACUAUUAUGUUCUGAAUUAAGUGAUCUUCUCUAGGUUCCUGUAGUUCUUGGGCACACCUCUCUCAAAGCUGAUGUACUACAUUAAAUCGUGUAUUUCAUUUGUCUGUCUGCCCCUUUAUACUGUGAACUUCUUAAUAGUAAGGACCAUUUUUUUAUUUAUUUUUGUGUUCUCAAAGCUUAGCAUAUAGUAGGUACUAUAUAAAUAUUUGUUAAAUUAUUUGUAUAAUUUAUUGCAAUCCUACCUGGAAUAUAUAAAAAUAAUUUACUAUUUUGUUAGUGAAUGAGAUUGUUUUGAAAUGCAAUGUGAAAUCCUUAAGCUUCAUGAGAUGCUUAAUAUUAAUGCAAAUAUAUGAAUAGUUAUUCUAAUCUUCUCCAAAGCUAUAAAAGGAAACAGGAAAGUAUAUAUGUUUCUUAUACACACUUAAAAAUAAACUUUUCCUCAAAAAUGUCACUUAUUUUAAAUCAUUGGGUCAUCCCAGUUUUAAGUAUUACCUUUGUAAAUUAUAUAAUUAAACAUUUGAGGGUUUUUUAAGUGCUAUUUAUUAAAAUAAUUAUUUAUAUUAAUGUAACAUUCCUGACCACUUUAAUUUCAUCUUUGUUCUGACUUUACAUCAUAUAUUCUCUUUAAGGCUUCAAAUGCCCCAUUAAUAUUAACAGAAAUAAGAUGAAUAGUGACAUAAGGAAAUGGAUUAGGAAGAAUAAUACAUAAGAUGAAAGUGCACACAUUUUUUAAAAAAUUAGAGUUGAAAGACAAGAAAGCAUUAAAUGGAUGAAGUUAGAUCUGCGGUAGACACAGCGGACUGACUGUAACAGCCAGCAUUCAUGGUGUACCUACUCGGCAUCAAGCCUUGUGUGUACAUGGCAGGUGUGCUCACUCCAUCUCCAUGUUAUGGAUGAGAAGGCCAAAGGGAGCCACCUCAUCAGUCUAGUUCACCAUCACUUCCCAGCACCUGUAAAAGUAUGCAGUGCAUAACGGAUGCUCAACAAAUGUUUAUUGAAUGAAUUUUUAAACCUAGAAUGAGAGAGAGGGACCAAGAAUGUUCCUCUAAGUUUUUAUUUUGAAAAAUGUCAAAUCCACAUAAAAGUAAAAAUAUCUGAAAAACAACUUUGAUGUACAUCAUACAUCCUAGAUAUACAAGUUAACAUGUUUCUAUGUUUGAUUUAUUAUAUUUUUUGCUGAAAUAUUUGAUAAGUUGCAGAUAUGAUACUUCACCUCUAUGUACUUAAACAUACAUUUAAGAAUCAAUAUAUGCAAUAUCAUUAUCACAUCUAAAAUGUUUUAUAUUAAUUCAAUAGUAUAUAAUUUACAGUACAAGUUUAAAUUCCCUAAUGCCCCCCAAAAUAUCUUUUAUAGUUUUUCUUUUUUCAAUUCAAGAUCCAAACAAAGUUUACAUAUGUGUCUGGUUUUUUAUUGGUUUAAUUUCUUUUAACCAGAAGUGUACCCCUGCCUUUGGUUUUGUGUUUCUGGAAACUGAUUUUUUUGUUUGUUUGUUUAAGGAUUAAGACUGAUCAUUGUAGAGAAUAUUCUGUAAUUGAUUUGUUGGAUUCUCUCUUCCUGAUUUGAUU
This is a messenger RNA of Nycticebus coucang (slow loris), 8187 nucleotides long. RefSeq names its product F-box protein 48 (gene FBXO48). Gene Ontology annotation, molecular function: protein binding. NCBI's taxonomy places the organism in Eukaryota, Metazoa, Chordata, Mammalia, Primates, Lorisidae. Gene Ontology annotation, biological process: SCF-dependent proteasomal ubiquitin-dependent protein catabolic process. Gene Ontology annotation, cellular component: SCF ubiquitin ligase complex. The record is from RefSeq and is a predicted model, not a curated record.